Molecule: messenger RNA, 2921 nt
Organism: Tribolium madens (black flour beetle)
Lineage: Eukaryota; Metazoa; Arthropoda; Insecta; Coleoptera; Tenebrionidae
Exons: 5
Coding region: 824-2866 (680 amino acids)
Source: RefSeq, a predicted model, not a curated record
CGGCCAUGACAAAAUAUGGCAGAAUUGUCGGUGAUGGCGGUCGGUGUGUGUGUGUGUAGUGCCCCUUGACUUACCGUCGCUGGCCCCCGAGGCCCACAUCGUGACGGAGAACUCGCCCUCCAUCGUCUUGAUCUGCACCUGCUUCUGUUCCCACUUGCGCGGCUUGGUCUCGUGCACGUCCCCUAGGAGCAUCUCGUUGUCUCUCCGGGCCAACACCCCGCGCUUCGCGGGCGAUUUGCGGCGCUUGGAGGGCCCCGGCGCCGCCUCCACGUACAGGUCGGCGGCGUCCGGCACCGGGACGUCGUAGAUGUUGAGGGGGUCGCCCGAGUCGUCGAUGAUCUCCUCCUGCGCCUCGAGGAUGAUGUCGCGCCCCUCGAGGCCCUGCAUCGAGAUCAUCGGCUCGCCGCACUCCACGAUCGUCUCGACCGUGUCGGAAAUGUCCACCGGCAUGGAUUCGAUCUCGACGCAUUCCUGGAUGUCGGGCUGGAUCUCCACCUCGCACAUGAUGUUCUGGUGGUCCGCCAUUACAACGGGGCUGGCUUUUGUUUAUAAAAGAUGGUCGCACCAAGAUGGCUACGCACUAACACAACAAUGGCGUCGCGAAAACACGGGAUACCAAUGAUUUCUCAAGUUCAAGGGAUUUUUACACACGAGUUACGAGACACUAACGAGAUUUUUGCCCGUUUUGCGAGAGGGCGACGCGAGGAAGCCACGCCGGGACGUGUGUCGCAGAUUACGGGAGGAAUUACGCCAAAGAGCGACAUCUAGCGGACAGCGGAACGAGAGUCACUAACACGGUACCAGCCGCGACGGCGUCGCCGCCAUGUUGAACGCAAGUAGCGCGCAGUUCGCCACCGUCGUGGCGCUGCCCAUCGUCACCAUCCUCCUCGUAUGGACGUCGGCCAUUUUCCAGCGCAACCGUAAAUCCUGGGGCCCUUACGACAUCCCCAUUGUCACUCUCCUCGUCCUCUCCAUCCUCCGUAACCUCACUAUCCUCACCUACACCCUUUUCGUGGCACUGAGUCAAGACGUCAUCAACCUUGACUACUGCAGCGCCCUCGUGUGGAUUUUCAACUCGAUUCACACCUUCCAGGCCUGCUCUUUGACAACUCUCGCUGUCAUCGGCCUUUUUUCCGUCAAACUUCACCGAAAACAGCAACACCUGAGGCAAUUCCUCACCACCACACAUGUCAUCUAUCACUUGUUCUGUCUCACGACGUUGUGCGCGUGCGUGGGAGUGGCCGCCAUUUUGGCGCAACCCCAACCGCCAUUUUACAAACUAUGGGAAACGAAUCCGUGCAUAUUUAUGCCUUUUCACCUUGAUAUUAAAUACAAUGUGUUUAUUAUUGUUUUGAACGUGUUUUUGGCCACAGUGUCUGUGAUUUCAUUCAUGGCCACCUGUUUUAAUCAUUUCAAAAUCAAAAAACGCGGUUUUGACUAUUUGAAAAAGUCUAAUUCGGAUUUGAGUGAUUUGAGUUUAAGCAACGAACAAAAGAAUUUCUACGACACUUAUACCAUACAAAGAGGUGAUCCUAACCUAUAUGAUGGACAGAAUCAAGUCGCUUGGAAUAGUGACGUUUCAAAUAUUUCGACAACUGUCAGUAGUACCAACAGCAGAAGGCCGUGUAUUACACAACAACCUGUCAAAAAUGAUGAACACAGAACUGGAUUAGAAACUAUACAUCCGGUGCUAAUCGUCUGUUAUCUCUUCUAUCAUCUACCUCUCAUUGUAUUGAGUAUUUAUCCCGAACUAGUGUUCCCGUGGGACGUCGCAGGUGUUGCAUUAUGGCUGGGUCUUGUCCAAGACAUUUUAAUACCAAUUGGGUUGGGUAUUGUUGAUUCCAGAUUUUGUAAAUGGGUGUCUAAUGUCUACAAGUGUUCUAAUAACCGUGAGGGAGACAAAUUACCACAUGUCGGCUUGGAUGGAAAGUUUCGGCCGUUUAGUAGCCCUCCCCAGUCACUGGAAGUGGCACAAAAUCAGAGGGCCAUGCAAACAAUCGAGCAUCGAUUUCCGCUAACCAAUGGUUCACUCUACACAAGUAUAGAUGGCCGACUUCCGGUCAUCCAUAAUUACCGACGCCACAAGGAGCAAAGAGGUGUCAAAACUGAGUUUAGUCAGGCGUACCAACGCCCCAACUUGGAGUUUUCCUGUCGCAGUUGCGAGGCCGAUUUGUGCCCCAGCCACUCGAAUUUGCAUCAUUUGAGCCCCCAGUACAUCAACAAACAAUUGAAUCUAAUCCAGAGUAAAAAUCCCCUAACGAAACGCACCAGUUUAUCACAGGAGAGUCUCCGGUACAUCCCCGAAACCCACUUCUACCAGGAGCAGAUAAAAAAUUCGCGUAAUUUGCUCCGAUUGAAUAAAAUGCGGCUGUGUAAAAGCGAGGAUAGUCUGAAUGACGUCACACGUGAACUGAAAUUCAAAGCCACCCCUGAUCGGGUGGAGUAUUCGAGUUCUGAUGAGGAUUUUUUGCCCGAAAAUCGCAAUUUUGACACUUUGAGUUCGCAAAGUUCGUACUCGAUUACCACCGAGGCCAAUUGCGAUUUCGAAUUUUUUCAGAAUAAUAAAGAGAGGAUUUUUUUUGAAAAUAACGCAACGAGGCCUAAGAUACAAAGGUCGAAUUCUUAUAUGACUCUCGAGGACCGGAAUAAGAAGAGGAAUAAAAAAUUGUUGCGUUCGAAUUCGAAAUUGUCAGAUUGCACGCAUAAUAUCCGAAAUAAAGUGAAAUCAGUCGAGUAUUUGCCCAAUUCGAAUGCUAGUACUGUUUUUAUCGAAGAUGUUUUCUACUUCAAUUAUCCCAACCAGACGCGGAGUUACGUGGGAAGUGUACCUGAUUUGAAAAAAGUCUUUAUUUCAGAGUAUAUUUGAGCGAUUUAUUGUAUAUAAUCUAUUGUAUAUAUUUUAAUAAAACAAAUUAAUCGAC